Lotus japonicus is the source of this 3421-nucleotide messenger RNA. RefSeq lists its product as uncharacterized. NCBI's taxonomy places the organism in Eukaryota, Viridiplantae, Streptophyta, Magnoliopsida, Fabales, Fabaceae. The record is from RefSeq and is a predicted model, not a curated record. The transcript is spliced from 17 exons. Gene Ontology annotation, molecular function: mRNA binding. Gene Ontology annotation, cellular component: nucleus. The coding region runs from base 231 to 3197 and encodes 988 amino acids.
CUUUAGUGUUGUUGGGCCAAAACAGAAAAGAAAAGGGGAUAUUGAAAGUCGAUGGUGAGGUCCAGUCAUUUGUCUCCUCUCCUGUACCCUGUUAGUCAUUGACGCUUCGGUUUCUCAUUUCUCAAACUCUUGAACCAGUGAACUGAAAGAAGCACGCACCGGAGGAGGAAAUGAAAUUGAAUGACUAGCAUUUUAGAAGAGAAGAAUCAAGAAACGAAAAUAAAGAAACUAUGAAAGUGAAAGAAAAGGAGUUAAUAACAUUCACAUUCCCACACUCUACUCUGGUUAGAGUUAGAGAAGAAGAAGAAGAAGAAGAAGAAGCUUAUUUCGUUUCGAUGGCAAAGGCGAACCUAUCGAGCCUCCCUGAGCGCAUAGCAGCAUCCUCCUCCACCCUCACUCCCAACAACCCCUCCGGCGAGGCUUUAGAGGUCCGCUUCUGCACCGUCCUCCCCAAUCUCCUACACGCUUACGUCGUCCCUUCUUCCUCACGCAACAACGACAGAGAAGUCAUCGCCGUCGUCAAGCUCAUCUCUCACACCGCCCGAAACUUCCCUGGCGUCUUCUUCCUCGGCAAGCCCUCCGCUGUCUUGCCCGUCCUCGCUGAUAUCCUCCCUUCCUACGCAGACCCUCUCUUUCGGUCUCGUCACAGAGUCUUUUUUGAAGCUCUCGGUUCACUCCUCUCCUUGUUUCGCUCUGGAGCACGAGAUGCUUCCACACACUUCUUCCUUGACCCCAUGCUCCUCAUUCUAGAGAUGAGAUUCGAUCAUACUAAUGAUGAGGUUGAGAAAAAGAAACAUGCUGAGCUACUUGCACUUCCACCUCAUAGUUCAGAGGUCUACAUUGGGGGCAUUGCUAACAAUGUUUCUGAAGAAGAUUUGAGAGUCUUUUGUCAAUCUGUUGGAGAAGUGUCAGAGGUAAGAAUUAUGAAGGCGAAAGAAUCCGGUGAAAGAAAAGGUUAUGCUUUUGUGGCCUUCAAGACAAAGGAAUUGGCCUCCCAGGCUAUUGAGGAACUGAACAACUCUGAAUUUAAGGGGAAAAAAAUAAAGUGCUCAUCAUCUCAAGCUAAGCAUAGGUUGUUCAUUGGUAAUAUUCCUAAAAAAUGGACUGUAGAAGAUAUGAAGAAGGUUGUUGCAGAUGUUGGCCCUGGAGUCAUUUCUAUUGAACUGCUGAAGGAUCUACAGAGUUCUGGCCGUAAUCGGGGCUUUGCUUUUAUUGAGUAUUACAACCAUGCUUGUGCAGAAUAUUCGAGGCAGAAGAUGUCAAACUCAAAUUUUAAACUUGAAAAUAAUGCUCCAACAGUGAGCUGGGCUGAACCACGUAAUUCUGAAUCAUCUGCAGUCUCCCAGGUAAAAGCAGUGUAUGUAAAAAACCUUCCAGAAAACAUUACUCAAGAUAGUCUUAAGAAGCUGUUUGAACAUCAUGGAAAGAUCACAAAAGUGGUUCUCCCUCCUGCUAAAUCUGGACAAGAAAAGAGCAGAUUUGGUUUUGUGCAUUUUUCUGAUAGGUCAAGUGCCAUGAAGGCAUUGAAGAAUACAGAGAAAUAUGAAAUUGAUGGCAAAAAUUUGGAAUGUUCACUUGCUAAGCCGGAGGCUGAUCAAAGGUCGUCCGGCACAUCAAAUUCACAGAAGCCAGUCGUACUUCCCACGUAUCCACAUCGUCUUGGUUAUGGUAUGGUUGGAGGUGCAUAUGGUGGCAUCGGUGCAGGAUACGGUGCUGCUGGCUUUGCACAACCACUUAUGUAUGGUAUGGAGGUCCGCUUCUGCACCGUCCUCCCCAAUCUCCUACACGCUUACGUCGUCCCUUCUUCCUCCGGCAACAACGACAGAGAAGUCAUCGCCGUCGUCAAGCUCAUCUCUCACACCGCCCGAAACUUCCCUGGCGUCUUCUUCCUCGGCAAGCCCUCCGCUGUCUUGCCCGUCCUCGCUGAUAUCCUCCCUUCCUACGCAGACCCUCUCUUUCGGUCUCGUCACAGAGUCUUUUUUGAAGCUCUCGGUUCACUCCUCUCCUUGUUUCGCUCUGGAGCACGAGAUGCUUCCACACACUUCUUCCUUGACCCCAUGCUCCUCAUUCUAGAUACACUUGAUGUCAAUGCACCCUUCAGUUUAACGUUCAACUGUUUUCCCAAGUCCUUCAAUGGAAUUGAAGAUAAUCCAUCAACCAACAAACCGGUUGAUGGGUGUGGGUUGUUGGUUGAUAUCAGUGACCAAAGUAGGUGGCUGCCUUUUGCCACUUACACUUUGAAGCUUCUCAGUAAAUGUAUGACUGAAGGGACACUCUAUGUUGAAGGAUUGAUCCGUUCAUCGUUCGUUUCCGCUGCUUGUUGUUUUUUAUGCUAUCGGGAUACUGAUUUGCAUAUGGCGUGCUUGGACUUUCUGCACAUCAUUGCAACUGUCAUAAACUAUGAUAUCAUUCCUUAUCAGAAUUUAAUUCGCUCAAUAGCUACUAUCUUGAGUUUGGAAAAGGAGGGGCUUCCUGUUUUCAGGAACACAGCUUAUGAUUCAUGGAUAGUUGUCUGCCUCAAUGCACUCUACUCUAUCUGUCCAGAAGAUAUUGUCAAAUUAACAGCUUCUGAUUUGGUCAGCGUAUUCUUCCAAUCAAUGUGGAGAACCAAAAGCCAGCAACUUAAGGUUAACACUCGUGCUUGCUUUUCGCUAGAACAGCUCACUUUAUUAUUCCCCAGCGUCUUCUGCCACGGCAAGCCCACUGCCGUCUUGCCUGUCCUCGCUGAGAUCCUCUCGUUCUACGCAGACCCUCUCUUUCGGUCUCGUCAUAUAGUCUUUUUUGAAGCUCUCGGUUCACUUCUCUCCUUGCUUCGCUCUGCUGCACGAGAUGCUUACGGACACUUCUUCCUUGAUUCCAUGCUCCUCAUUCUAGAUACACUUGAUGUCAAUGCACCCUCCAGUUUAACGUUCAAGUGUUUUCCCAAGUCCUUCAAUGGAAUUGAAGAUAUUCCAUCAAUCAACAAACUGGUUGAUGGGUGUGGGUUGUUGGUUGAUAUCAGUGACCAAAGUAGGUGGCUGCCUUUUGCCACUUACACUUUGAAGCUUCUCAGUAAAUGUAUGACUGAUGGGACACUCUAUGUUGAAGGAUUGAUCCGUUCAUCGUUCGUUUCCGCUGCUUGUUGUUUUUUAUGCUAUCGGGAUUCUGAUUUGCAUAUGCGUGCUUGGACUAUGUGCACAUCAUUGCAACUGUCAUAAACUAUGAUAUCAUUCCUUAUCAGAAUUUAAUUCGCUCAAUAGCUACUAUCUUGAGUUUGGAAAAGGAGGGGCUUCCUGUUUUCAGGAACACAGCUUAUGAUUCAUGGAUAGUUGUCUGCCUCAAUGCACUCUACUCUAUCUGUCCAGAAGAUAUUGUCAAAUUAACAGCUUCUGAUUUGGUCAGCGUAUUCUUCCAAUCAAUGUGGAGAACCAAAAGCCAGCAA